AUGUCGUCAAUCCGGCGACCACUGAACCGCGUCCACACCUCGCUCUGCACCUCCGAUAACCAGCGCAGAUCCAAAAUGGGCGUCGACUGCGGCUUCGAUGUCUAUCCCUCGCUCAGCCCGCAAUGCCAAGGCCAAUACGAGGCUUUUCUUGAAGAGGUCAUCCAUAAAUACAAAGACGCACUUCACCCCAAUACCGGGGAGCCCCUUAUCCAGAUCAUCGGCACACCAGAGACUAAAAACGCUUACGUCUUAUUCAAUGUUGGCGAGGACCCUGUGAUACCCUACCGCUCUGAGUACUUUCUGCGCUUCCAGUCUCGGCAAGAAGUAAAAGAUGGUGCUGCUGUAGAUGGGCCCUGCUUGAACGUCCUUAUGUCGCAGCUCAUGUUAUGA
Clonostachys solani is the source of this 390-nucleotide messenger RNA. NCBI's taxonomy places the organism in Eukaryota, Fungi, Ascomycota, Sordariomycetes, Hypocreales, Bionectriaceae. The record is from the annotation of a GenBank genome assembly.